AUGGUGAAUGAGGCUUCUAAGCUAGUACCUGCCUAUCUGCGUGACAAAUUGCUUUCUCCAAUUAUGACUGGACGUCAUUAUGAUUCUAAGAGCUUUACUGACAGUGUAUUCACAGAACAACCACUCGCAUGGUGGAGUCUAGGCGGCAAUGCUCCAGUUAUGGCUAGUAGACUGACACAGGAAGGCGCACAGGUAACUUUGGCUGCUCGGUUGUCUAGGAGAGAAAUUUCUCACUUACCUCCUGGAGUAAAAGUUUUAAUGGCACCACCAAAUUUUGGUCUACCUGUUGUCCCUGAGGAAGAUAUCCAUCUUGUAUUAGAAUAUGAGUUGGGGGACAAAUUAGAAGGUUUAGUGGCACCCCGUGCAAAUCGAUAUAUAUGCUCAUACACGAUUUGGCAACGUCAUGUUUUUGAAUCCAUUGGUGUAGGAGAUCUUGGAACUAAAAACGAAGUACCUAUCCCUGAUUUGUUUGUGUUAGGAGGAUUACAAGUAAUGGAUAACACUUUGUCACAGGAGGAGACUACAGGAAUACGAACUUCUCGCAUAAAUGAAUUGAGUCUAUUUCUCAGCGCUUUACCAUCGGAGAGAUUAAUUCAUUUUGAAAUGGCCUCUUAUGUCAAUAAAGAUUUUACUAUGGACCUGUUGAAAACUAUAUUACCAUAUUCGGAUUCAAUCGUUGGAAACAGCUCUUAUACAAAAAGGGAUUAA
Molecule: messenger RNA, 708 nt
Organism: Heterobilharzia americana
Lineage: Eukaryota; Metazoa; Platyhelminthes; Trematoda; Strigeidida; Schistosomatidae
Source: the annotation of a GenBank genome assembly